CAGAGAUAUUUCAUUGGUUGAAAGGCAGUUGAAUCCUGCCUUGCUUUUAACUGUUAGCUUGUCAAUCAAAAUUUUACAUUGUUUACUUCCUGGUCGGCGAAGACACCAAAAAUUGCCUUAAGGGAAAACGAAAUAACAUAAGGGCGGAUUUCACACUGAUUAAGGAAGGGGGAGAAACCAUGUGAAAGUCACAUGAACGACAAGGAUGAGGCAUAAAAAAACAGGGAGGAAACUUGAGGAGAGGACUACUGCCACACCACUGUCUCAUAAAAGUAAUUAGCUGCGUUAGCCUCAAAACCACUAGGCAGUCCCCUCUCCCACCCCCUGCCCAGUCAUAUGCCAUGAACAACACGACUCAGCCCCCUUCCACUGUAGAUGGGGAUGGAGCAGUCAGCUACGUGUUGGUACCCUUUUUCCUCAUCACCAUCAUCGGGAUAGCAGCAGCUGUGGUAAUGUAUGUACGCAAGAAGCGAAGAAUUGACAGACUUCGACACCAGUUGCUACCAGUCUAUACGUACGACCCGUCAGAGGAGCUGAAUGAAGCUGAACAGGAGAUGUUAUGGAAAGAGGAGGAUACCAAGGUGGUGCAGGGAUGGGCAAGAGCUUACCAGCAUCGACGCCCCCUACUGACAAAAGACAUCCAUGCAUGAGUACAUGAUGAAGUACAAAAUUGGACAUACCGAUCAAUGAGGAUACUCUUUGGCCAGAGGUGUCUUAUCAAUGUAUCCUUAAGGAAAAGCAUGCACAGGAGAACGGCCUAGUCAUUGGUCAUGCUUUGUCUCAUCAUCAUCGUCAUCAUCUCUCCACUGUUAAAAGCUCUGAUGCCAAGUGUGUGUGCCUGACAGUUGCAACAUCUCCAAAAUCAUAGCACAUAAGAUGACUUUUGGAUCAUAUUUAUUCGAGUUUAUUUAUUCAAAUUUUUAAAACUGUGUUUCUGUGUGUAAUAAUGUAAAUGCUACUGACACUAGGGUGGUAUAUCCCAUUCAAAUAGUGGGUGGGUCUGUGCUCUAGAUUGCCUUAAAUGUGUGUUUGUGGUGAGCAAGGUAAGGACAAGUGUCCUCAGGGACUAGUCAGAUGUCCACUCUUUUUUGUUCUUCUUGCAAGCAGCAUCUGAAUUGAUCUGGGAAUGUAGGAGUAUGAAGUCUAUACACAAGCUGUGAUAAUAAUGGGUGAGCAAGUACCAUGCUGAGGACUAGAGUUUCCCUCCUGUUGUCCAAAAAGGUUAGCCAUGACUAUUAUGUGUCUCGCUGUUUUUGUGCCCUGCAGAGUUCGCAUGUGAGCAGAUUUCUUUUUGUGUACCUUAAUGCAAUGCUAGAAAUGUGAUGGCACACAAUGUGUGUGUACUUUUAUUUCCCCUUUUUGUUACUGAACAUACUAUAACGAGGUUCCCAAAUCCUAAACAUAGUCCUUGAAUAUAUGAUGAAGUGUCAAAUAAGAAAAUAAAGUAAUUUACUCUAUUUAUAUCUAGGUAUCUACCAGCUCCUUAUGGUCUGUUAAUGAACCCAUCCCAUAGUAAGUCCCUAUGCUUGAGCUGACUCUUAUGACUCUCAUGUUUGGCAUGACAACCCAGAUGUGGAACUACCACAUCCCCUCCCACAAUCUGACUACAGCCCUAAAUAUGUCCUGUUUGGAAAACAUUGCCCCUUAAGCGGAGGAAUCAAUUGAGUUGAAUGCCAUAAGCCUGACUAUGAUAAUACUCAGGAAACUGUUUUUCUCUGAUAGAUGUCCCCAAUUCUCCAUGUUUGCUGUGACCCACUGGCCCUGCUGUUGUAAAUGUCAUUGCUAUGAAUAUAGGAAAGUGUUUUAAGGCAUGUAUAGGCUAAACCAAUGUCAAUCAGUGAACUUUGUUUAUUGUAGGAUUUUGUCUGAUGAGCAUUACAACAAUUAACAAAAUAAUUAUUGAGGGUUUUCUAUUUGAGGCUACUGAACAUUCUACUGAGUGCUCUUAAUUCUCUUGAAUUCCCCUUCAUGUUAAUUUGGGGCUACAUUAGACGUCGACAUGGCAGAAUUGUCAUUGUUAAAUAAUAAAAAAAAGAUAAUCCCUAUGUGUGUAGCAAUGUAUGUAUGAAGCAAGUGGUUUAUUUUAGAAAAUGUAGAUAGUACCGAUACAAAUGUAUACUUUAAAUACAAUUCUGACAGCACUGUUAUCAAGACUUUGCACACUAUCAUUGUUGCUUCUCACUGAUGGACUGUCCAUAAAAUCAGUUAUUUAUAUCUAAGUUAAGCAGAGUACAUACUGAUCUUUUAUGAAUGACCUGAAUGUGAGGUUUAUGCAAUACAAUAAAAUGGCACGAUCUUGCCCA
This is a messenger RNA of Osmerus eperlanus (European smelt), 2303 nucleotides long. It is a transcript of the gene smim29, whose product is annotated as small integral membrane protein 29. The transcript is spliced from 5 exons. Bases 342 to 650 code for a protein of 102 amino acids. Lineage: Eukaryota; Metazoa; Chordata; Actinopteri; Osmeriformes; Osmeridae. The record is from RefSeq and is a predicted model, not a curated record.